AUGCCUGCCCUGGGUGUUGGUAUCAUGAGACAGGACAGGCGCAAACAUCCCUAUCCUCGCUACCUACGCAAAAGAAACUAUUCCACCCACCUGGAAAGUAUCCACGGAGUGGAUGUGUCGGAAACUAACACUAGGGUCCUACAACUGAUACAGGCGGCUAGCGAUGGCAGGAAAAAAGCCACAGUUUUGCCUCCUCUCCCAAUUGAACGGGAACCUACCUUCCAACGGCAGCCCAGGACUUUGCAGACUCUCCAAGGCAACCCGGAGGAGGCUGGAGAGAGCCACUGGCAGAUACAGAGCAAGAAAGUCAGUAUGGACGUGGACAAACGUAUCGUGAACCACCUCAGGAGGAAGAUGAACAAACGACUACAACAGCGUCUGACAGCUCUGGACCCCUCCUCUGACGAGACGUACAAUAAUGACGGUCAGGAGUGGGCUAACGCCAAAAAGCCCGGCAGUGUGAAGACGCCGAGGAAUCAUGAAAACGAACUAUUUAACAAGUAUUCUGACACUGGUGAAAAGUUAACGGUUAAACAAAGUCAACGAAAACCGUCCCUUAAAAAGUCAAAACACAACGGACAUACCAACGGUCACGUGAACGGCCAUGAAGGCCCAACAAGGGAGGCAAUGAAAAGGGACAAUCAUGUCAGUCAAAACGAUACAACAACAUCUCGUCCCGCACGUGUGCCGUCUGUCACUAUUGCUGUAGAGGAAGUGUCACAACAAAAUGGUGUCGACCUUAUCCCCAACUCUAAAAAAGUGAAAGAAAAUGGCGUAUCAACGGACACGUCAGGUAAAACGUCUACGAAAGACGGAGACCAUUCUGAGAAAACGGAUGGAGCGGAGGCUAACGAAGCAUCUGACGUAGAGGAGGAUGACGACGACGAAGAACUGUUUGAUUUAACAAGACUUAAAACAAAACUGGGAGAGAGUCCCGAACCAGAAGAGAUAGAAAGUUUUCGGAAACUUAGUGUCAGUCCCGUUCAAACUCCGUGCGUGUUACGACCUUUGACCCGUGGAGAUUCUCAGUAUGCCAUUGGAGACAGAAUGACGGAUAUUCUCAGAGGACAUGUGCACCGGAUGUGUCAGCCGGAGAGUACAGUAAUUCCGAUAUAUAUCAGUUCCGGUUUUACAGACACGUUGGCAGAGAAGACUGCAUUUCAAGAGAAGGUUUCGUUAGACCUGAGGGAAUAUUGUGCGGCACGAGGGUACGAGAUAGAAUUAUAUGAUCUACACUGGGGUAUGACAGACACUAUAACGGACGAUCACUCCUUUCCUGACACCUGUCUCACCUCUAUCAACAAGUGUCUGGAAUCUAAUCCUGGCGUCAACUUGCUCCUUUUCUUGGGGGAAAAGUAUGGACCGUACAUUCUGCCAUCUAAAAUACCAGUGGAAGAGUUCAACGCUCUUUACGACUUUGUCCAGGACUUCCGUAAAAGAGAAAUUGACCUCAUACAAGAACAAAUGGAUGAUAUAUCGUCCGCACGAGCUGAGCGUGAGCGUCAGCGUCAGGAUGCCGAAAGCAUCCUCACUGAUGCCACAGACCACUCAAGGGAAAAGGAAGGCAGUGCGAGACAAGUGGGAUCGGGCGUGUCAUCACAAGCAAAGACUAGACGACAAAACGCCGAUAGGGCGAAGGCCGAGGCACAGACCAUCAAAAACCUUCAGGAGCAGGAAGCAGCUUUGGCUGAUCCCGAAAUACUCAAGGAAUGGUACAGUCUAGAUGAGAACUGCAUACCCCCAGUAUACAAACUGGAUAGCAUCAGUACACACUACAGAGAUUUUGCAAAUCCAAAAAAGAGGGAUGCAGCCAAGAACUCAUUUACAGAGGUCGCAAAGAAGAUACGUAGGAUAUUUGAUGAAUUUACACCAAUGGUGAUCACGGAUCCCUUUGCAAGGAAGAAAUAUUUCACCACUAUGAUUGGCCUUGAGAUAGAGCAUGGUAUCCUAGAGACGGACGCCGUUGACAACCACUGUAUUGUGGUUCAGCGAACCAUCACAGACAUUAGUCGUAACCUCCAUGAUAGUGCAGCAGUUGACUUCACGGACAUAAGCCAUGAGAACGCUCACGCGCUAGACAAAGCACAAUCAUCUAUCAUCCAAGACCUCAGAUUAGAGACACUGCCAACAAAGGUGGGAGUGUCGAAUAUAUUACCGUACGAUAUCGAAUGGGCAGCAGGAGGAGUCAUAGUCGGAGGUCAUAGGACACACCAACAUUAUAUAGAACGCAUGUGCAAACAGGUUACGGAAAAACUAAUGAGACAAUUAUGUACAUAUUUCGAAGAAAGGAAACGAAAAGUGGAUAGCAAAACUAAACUGUUUGACGAGGUGUCACAGCACGUGGCUUUUUGUCACGAAAGAACGAAGCACUUUCAGGGCAGGAAGGAGCUUCUACAGCUGGUGAAGUCUUACCUCAGAUCCAGAUGUCCGUCUCCGCUAGUCCUUUAUGGAAAAGCAGGCUGUGGUAAAACUGCUCUCCUAUGUAAGACGGCCAAAGAAACUCACAAGUGGUUCAGAGGACAGAACAUGAGCGUCCUACUCCGGGUAAUAGGGAUCACUACCAGCUCAACCAACGUGCGCUCCCUACUACGUGAACUCUGCUUACAGAUGUGCCAUGUGUUCGGCACCAAUGAAGAUGACGUCCCCACGGACUUUAAAGGUCUAAUGAACGACUUCACCCGCCAAUUGUCUCUAGCGACACCUGAAAACCCGAUUGUCAUCAUACUGGACUCGCUAGAUCGUCUCUCAGAUGACCAUGAAGGAAGAAAGCUUAACUGGUUACCGAAGGAACUGCCAAAGAAUGCCUACAUCAUUGUCUCCACAAAUCAAGAUGAUAAAUACGAAUGUUUUGACAGUCUAAAGAAAGGCAUCCCGGAGACUUCGGAGGCCUAUAUUGAAAUUCCCGAACUUCCAGAACAUGAUGCAAUAACAAUCCUUGAACAUUGGCUUAACAAAAGUGACAAAACCUUUACUGAUGAGCAAUUUGAGUUUCUCGUAGAAUCAUUCAAGAAAUGCCCGAUGCCACUUUUUCUGAAGAUCGCAUUUCAAGAUGCACUCUCUUGGACAUCGCUGACACCCCUUGACCAAAUCAAAUUUGGAGAGAAUGUGAGAAAGCAAGCCUCUUUCAAAUUUGGGAAACUGGAAACAAAACAUGGCGAGCCACUCGUACGCAGGGCCCUUGGCUACAUCACCGCAUCACGGAAUGGAUUAACGAACAAUGAAAUAGUGGAUAUUCUGUCGCUAGAUGACGCUGUUAUGGAUGACGUUAUGUCCGUGUACCACCCGCCUCGCCGCAGGUUUCCAACCAUCCUAUGGGUUCGUCUUCGUGACGACUUACACGAAUAUAUCACUGUAAUAAAAUCACAGAAGAUGCGUACAUUGCAGUGGGCACACGCGCAGUUUAAAGAGGCUGCAGAGGAAAGAUACCUGCUUGCUCGGGACAAGGCCGCAUCCUAUCACAAAGCAAUGGCAGAAUAUUUCUUGGGAACGUGGGCUAAAAAGGCUAAGCCCUAUCCCGGAAAUGACAAAGGGAUGUUGAGAUAUGUUUCUCCGCAACCCCUUUACUUCGAGCCUGAAAAUUCCAUCAAAGAUGGAUCAGAUCGAGUGUACAACUUACGCAGAGUCAACGAACUACCGCAUCAUUUGUUGAAUUCUUCUCAGACGGAACUGUACAAAUCUCAGGGACUGUGCAAUUUCGAAUGGGUUCUUGCAAAAUUGUGCGGGACUUCUCUCCGAGCACUUGUAGAGGAAUAUCAGAUAGGCCUGCAGGUUGAUCCAACCGACAUUGACCUGAAAACGCUUUCGGACACAAUCCAGUUAUCAGCAACAGCACUUACAAACGAUCCACGACAGUUGGCCUCACAAAUGAUAGGUCGUUUGCAUGGAAUGAUCGCUCGAGAUAUUCCAGCAACUGCAGGUGAUCCUCCGAAAUAUCCUUACUUGCAUUCAUUUUAUGAUCAAGCGAAGAUGCCCUCCAUGCUCUCUCUAAUACCAUCUAUUUCGUGUUUGUCAGAGCCAGGCGGUAUUCUGUUUGACUUGUUAUCUGGACAUUCUGAACCAAUUACAGCUAUGACACUGACCACGGAAGGCCUGAAGGCGUUGACGGCAUCGGCAGAUAAUACGAUAAAGCUAUGGAAUAUUCGGACAGGCCGUGUCAUGAAAACCAUAGACGGUACUGGAACAAAUGUUAAAUCCAUUAUACCAGCGCUGAACAAUGCUUUGGUUGCCACUGUGGAAGGAAGCGUCAUACGCGUGUGGAAUAUUCGCUUCAGUCAGUGCGUUCUGACCAUCGACCAUUACCUUGAUCCUCCCGUACUCGGGACGGCGGGGGAAGGAAAGUACCUCGUGGCUCUUUUUGAUGGAAUCAAUAUAAUGAGAACAUGGAAUCUGAAGAAGCAAAUCAUGCCCAUGGUCUGCGAAGCGAGGAUAGAAGACAACAGUGUGUACAAAGACAAUUCUCUAUUGAUUGCCGCAAGUUCGUUUGAUGACAAAGUGCUACAUGCAUUCAGAGGAGCUAAUAUGGCUACUGUACAACAUGCAAGAUCAGGAAAGGUGAUUCAUACACUCAAAUGCAACGAGAAAUCUUCGUCUGCUGUUAGCCUUGGAGUGACAAGGGACUAUUACAUUGUUGCAUGUCGACAGCAGUACAUGACGCUCCAUGAAAUACACCAGCUUGAAUUGUUUGACCUGAAGAAGGGUAACUACCUUCGUAGCGUUAGAGGAUGCACGCAUGACCACAUGACUAGCUUACAUCUGAACUAUAUGGGGAGUCACGCUAUCGCUAUCUGUUGUUCAGAAAAAACGGCAACUUCUGACAUUGCAAUCUGGAAUCUGGAAACGGAGGAUCACAAACAUUUAGCCCGUCAUGCUGGAGUUUCACUGAUGGGGGCCUGCGUAGAUUUUAAGUAUUGUCUGACGGCAGCACGAGGCGACAAAACGCUACGGAUAUGGAAUCUCAGUGGCAAAGUGAAUCAGUCUAUGCCAAAAUUAAAGAAAUCUCUUGGAGUUACACAGAUUAUCCCUAUGGUGGACAACCCUCGGUAUGUAGUUGCUCGUCAAAUGAACAGCGGACCCAUCAGCGUAUGGAAUGUUGUGAGAGCGAAGAUCUUACAAAACGCGGUGAGAAUAGAAAGGGGCUUGUCAGAAACAGCAGAUGUCGUCAUUGUGAGAAACACGCGAGUUGUAAUUCUGUCUGAUCGCGGAUUCUCCAGUGCGUCGGAUAGUUCCCGACCAGUAUUCCAGACUGUGUUUAUAUACGACUUGAGAGAAAAGAAGUAUCUUAAGAAAUUAUCCGGGUGUUACAUCACCCCGUGUCCUGCACAUGAGUAUAUCAUGCUUGACAACGAGAAUCUCCUUGGACUCUCAGACAAUAGGAGUCACUUUGUCGUGUGGAGUCUUGUCAAUGGACAUGUUGUUAGGAGAAUCAAACCAAACCGAGAACUAUUUCAGAAAUCCCCAUCACAUACGGAAAGGUCACUGACUGUUCGUAACUCCAAGGAAGUGAUGACUCCUUGGGAUCUCCGAGCGGAAUCAUCGUCGGCGAAGCAAAGACGUCGUGAUGAGGAAGUGGAACAGGAACGGAAACGUCACGAGGAACUUAGGAAAGAGAAAGACAAUGGGAUUGAACAAUAUAUCAUCAGUGAAAACCAAAAUAUUGCGGUCGCAUCCUACUUUGCUCAUCAUCUAUGUGUGUUCGAUAUUUCCACUGAGAAACACCUUCAUGUUAUCGAAACGCCUUUUUCCAUGUUGUUUCUGCAUAGUGCUGCCCUAACACCAGACGGGAGUUUCCUUGUCUUGCCGAAUUACGACGAGGAAAAAAAGACCAGUUAUGUCACAAUGUGGGACUGCCAUACUGGAGAGAUCAAGAAGCGUCUGAAAAACGAGAGCAAUGUUAUGGCAUUAGCAAUACUCGAUGACGGCUCAAGGAUUAUCAUAGGACGCGACAAGAACGAAUUACACAUCUGGGAUCCAAUGUCUGCCAACGGCCUGAGAAAGAUCAAAGGCUACCCAGGCCUGCAAUUCAAUGCGGAAAGUAAGAUAUUUGUUACCAAUGGAGGUACCCAGGCUGUGGUAUUUGCUGGGGACAUCUCCGUGUGGGACAUUGAACGAGGCGUGGUGUUGGCUGUAUUCACGCCCGACAUGAAAAUUAAUUGUUGUAAGGUGGCGAUGGACGGGCAGCUCGUUACCUUCGGACUGCAUGAUAUCCCUGAUGUUGUCAUUCUUCGCUUAGCGAACAAAGACACACCAUCCUUGGAAAUCUUAGGUGAAGAUAUAAUGGGAGAAAAGGUUGAGGAAACUGACGAUGAAGAGGAGGAAGAAGACUAUUAA
Messenger RNA from Ylistrum balloti, 6327 nucleotides. Its product is annotated as NACHT and WD repeat domain-containing protein 2-like. Gene Ontology annotation, molecular function: protein binding; ATP hydrolysis activity. The transcript is spliced from 14 exons. The record is from RefSeq and is a predicted model, not a curated record. Lineage: Eukaryota; Metazoa; Mollusca; Bivalvia; Pectinida; Pectinidae. The coding region runs from base 1 to 6327 and encodes 2108 amino acids.